Molecule: messenger RNA, 7196 nt
Organism: Salmo salar (Atlantic salmon)
Lineage: Eukaryota; Metazoa; Chordata; Actinopteri; Salmoniformes; Salmonidae
Product: semaphorin-3D
Biological process (GO): positive regulation of cell migration; negative chemotaxis; neural crest cell migration
Cellular component (GO): plasma membrane
Molecular function (GO): chemorepellent activity; semaphorin receptor binding
Source: RefSeq, a predicted model, not a curated record
UGAUGGAGAGAGGGAGUACGUACGGAGGAGUGGCCUUCACGAUCCCAGCCCAACAUGCGGAGUUUGUUUAUAACGCGUGGAAGGAAGGGGACAAUGUGGAGACAUCUCACGUCGCUUCACUUUCUCAAACCCUGCGGCAGAUCGUUUCACCCUGUCACCGUAUCAGGAGCCCGUCUACGUUAGAUUUGGACUGGAAUAACUCAUCUAAAGAAAUCACUUUCAAGAAAUAAAGAGUCUGAGCACCAUUAGAAACUGCUGAGACGAUCUACUGGGUGCUGUACCAGAGACUUUUUAAAUGAUGACGAUGAGGACCCCGGGGCCACGGAGGGCCUGUGUUCUGCUGGGUGUGUUCCUAGAACUGCUGUUGUUGCUACCAGACGCCACCUCUACGGACUCCACCGCUGUAACCUGGAGCCAGAGCGGACCCCGACUAAAGCUCUCACACACAGACGUGCGUUGGAGGAACAGUUCCAGUGUGUUCUGGGACAGAGGUGUGAGUGGAGGUUACCAGUCCCUGCUGCUGGAUGAGGACCGUGGCUGGCUCCUGGUGGGGGGCAGAGACCACAUCUACCUUCUCCACUCGGACAGCCUGGCUCUUCCUACACGCACGAUUUACUGGCCAGCUGUGGAGGAACACGUCGAACACUGCAGAUUGGCAGGGAAGAACCUGUCGACUGACUGCGCCAACUACGUGCGUCUCCUCCAGCCCUUCAAUAAGACCCAUGUGUAUGUCUGUGGCACCGGGGCCUACCACCCACAAUGCACCUACAUAGACCUGGGACACAGCAAUGAGGAGCCGUUGUUCCGUCUGCAGAGCCAUGCUGUGGAGUCUGGACGGGGGAAAUGCCCCUUUAGUCCACGGGAACCCUUCACCGCCAGGCUCACUGAUGGAGAUUUGUAUGCGGGGACGUCGGUGGAUUUUAUGGGUACCAACGCAGCUAUAUUCCGUACCUCUGUGCACAGCAGCAACCAGCACUAUAUACGCACAGAGGCCUACCAGGACCACUGGCUCAAUGAGCCAGAGUUUGUGGGUUCCUUCUCCAUUCCAGACACACAAAGUGUGGACGAUGACAAGGUUUACUUCUUCUUAAAGGAGACAGCUGUAGAGUCCAGCCAGUGGGACAAGAGGGUUUACAGUAGAGUGGCACGCAUCUGCAAGAAUGACGUUGGAGGGAAGAGGAGUCUGAUUAACCGUUGGACUACCUUCCUCAAGGCCCGUCUGGUGUGUUCUGUACCAGGACCUGGGGGACUGGACACACAGUUUGAUGAGCUCGAGGAUAUCUUCAUUCUGGAGACCAAAGACUACCAGAACCCUGUCAUCUAUGGAGUUUUCUCAACCUCCAGUUCUGUCUUCAGAGGGUCAGCAGUGUGUGUCUACUCCAUGGCCUCUAUCAGGGCAGCCUUCAACGGUCCAUUCGCCCAUAAGGAAGGGCCCGACUACCGCUGGGUGGAGUACAAGGGGAGGAUCCCAUAUCCACGACCUGGCACUUGUCCCAGUGAGACGUAUGAUCCCCUCCACAAGUCAACUCGUGACUUCCCUGAUGACGUAGUGAGCUUCAUGAGGGGUCACCAGCUGAUGUGGGAACCCAUCCUUCCCAUCACCCGCCGACCCGUCUUCACCCACGUCAAUGUGCCCUACACCCUACGAAGGGUGGUAGUGGAUAGGGUGGAUGCUGAGGAUGGUCAGUAUGACGUCCUACACCUGGGCACAGAUGAUGGCAAGGUGCUGAAAGUGGUGUCUGUCCCCAAAGACAACUGGGAGACUGAGGAGAUCAUUCUGGAGGAGCUGACCGUCUUUCAGACUCAGGCCCCCAUCCUUAACAUGGAGCUGUCUACCAAACGACAACAGGUGUACGUGAGCAGUGACGAGGGAGUGGUCCAGUUACCGCUGCAGCGGUGUGAGCUGUACGGUAGAGAUUGUGCUGACUGCUGUCUGGCCAGAGACCCUUACUGUGCCUGGGAUGGGAACACAUGCAACCGAUACUUCCCCAGCAACAAGAGGCGAGCUCGGCGCCAGGACGUGAAACAUGGGGAUCCGAUGAGCCAGUGUUACGACGCAGAAGACGGUUCUGAGUCGGUGGAAGUGAAGAUGGUAUAUGGAGUGGAGAGUAACUCAACCUUCCUAGAGUGUACUCCCAGGUCCCAGCUAGCUACAGUCAAGUGGACAGUACAGCCACCACAGGCUCACGUCAGCAGAGAGCUGCUCCAGAGUGAGGAUCGUAUGGUCCACAUGAAGCGUGGUCUCCUGAUGCAGCGACUGGAACCAGGGGACGCUGGCCUCUACAGCUGUACCACCCUGGAGCACUCCUUCUCCCAGGUCCUGGCCCGCUAUAACCUCCAGGUCAUACCCCAACAGAGCAUGACAGCAUCCCAGGCCAAGGAAGCUGAUCCUGGGGCUGGGGGAGCAGGGCUGAGGUGGGGCCCUGGAGGUCCUGGGAGCCACACCCAGAGCCACGCCCAGCUCUUCAAGAAUUAUAAGGACCUGCACAUGAUGGGCGCGGCUAGGAUGAACGUGGACGAGUACUGUGAGCAGAUGUGGCACCGGGAAAAGAAGAGGCAGCAGAAGCUGCGUCAGCUCAAGUGGAAACAGACCCAGGUGGACAACCGCAAGGCCAGGGUGAGACGGCACCGCUCCACUGAGGACAUCACAAUACAAUGACCUACGGACGGGGAUGGACAGAGACUUUUGGUUUACGUCUGAAAUGUCACCCUAAUUCCUAUAGAGUGCACUGCUUUGGACCAGGGUUCAUAGACCUAAGGUAGUGCCCUUUAAAGGGGAUAGAGGGCUAUUGUAGAUGUAACUCUGGAGAUGAAGGGAAUGUGUACAGCAAGACCUCAGUGGUAGUGCUGCACAUGAGCAGACCCUUUGCUUUGCUUUGAACAGAUAUGUACGCUUAAUAUUAUUAUCAGUCAGUUAACCUUUUUGUCCAUAGAAGUAUAAUUUUGAUAUAGAUGUUCUGGAUGUAUAUUCCUCCUCAAUCCUGAUCCCCUGUAUUCUGUGUAUUCUGUGUAUUCUGUGUAGACAGGAUCGUUCUUUUUGUACCCGGACCGACCCGUUAAAGUCUAUUAUUGCUCUCUGGACUGGUAGGUUUGUUUACUGAAUAAAAUCAGGCUGGACCGUUCUCCGUCACACAUGUUGAGGGCAAAUACACUGUCCCAGAACUACAACCACAGGUCUCCAAGAACUACAACCACAGGUCUCCAAGAACUACAACCACAGUUGUCCCAGAACUACAACUACAGGUAUCCAAGAACUACAACCACAGUUGUCCCAGAACUACAACCACAGGUUUCCAAGAACUACAACCACAGUUGUCCCAGAACUACAACUACAGUUGUCCCAGAACUACAACCACAGGUUUCCAAGAACUACAACCACAGUUGUCCCAGAACUACAACUACAGGUAUCCAAGAACUACAACCAGAGUUGUCCCAGAACUACAACCACAGGUAUCCAAGAACUACAACCACAGUUGUCCCAGAACUACAACCACAGGUAUCCAAUAACUACAACCACAGUUGUCCCAGAACUACAACCACAGGUAUCCAAGAUCUACAACCACAGUUGUCCCAGAACUACAACCACAGGUUUCCAAGAACUACAACCACAGUUGUCCCAGAACUACAACCACAGGUAUCCAAGAACUACAACCACAGUUGUCCCAGAACUACAACCACAGGUUUCCAAGAACUACAACCACAGUUGUGCCAGAACUACAACCACAGGUUUCCAAGAACUACAACCACAGUUGUCCCAGAACUACAACUACAGUUGUCCCAGAACUACAACCACAGGUUUCCAAGAACUACAACCACAGUUGUCCCAGAACUACAACUACAGGUACCCAAGAACUACAACCACAGUUGUCCCAGAACUACAACCACAGGUAUCCAAGAACUACAACCACAGUUGUCCCAGAACUACAACCACAGGUAUCCAAUAACUACAACCACAGUUGUCCCAGAACUACAACCACAGGUAUCCAAGAUCUACAACCACAGUUGUCCCAGAACUACAACCACAGGUUUCCAAGAACUACAACCACAGUUGUCCCAGAACUACAACCACAGGUAUCCAAGAACUACAACCACAGUUGUCCCAGAACUACAACCACAGGUUUCCAAGAACUACAACCACAGUUGUGCCAGAACUACAACCACAGGUUUCCAAGAACUACAACCACAGUUGUCCCAGAACUACAACUACAGGUAUCCAAGAACUACAACCACAGUUGUCCCAGAACUACAACCACAGUCAGUGUGUUAGACAGAGCUGUGGACAGUGUGAUGUGGUUGGUCCCUUCCAUCUUCCUCAGUGCCCCAUUCUGUCUUCAGACACCCUCAGCAAUACCGGUUAACAUAUUUGCACUUACCAUAUCGUCAUGACAGCAUUGAAAUAUGCUGUAUGUAGAGAAUGUAAUGCAAUGUACAGCAUAUACAUUGAAAAUGUAUAUUGGUAGGGUCACUCGCCUGCGUUAUGGACUGUAUCUACCUUGACUUCGUUUUUUCAAACACAAAACGAUUAUUUUUAUUAAGAAAAAUCUUUCAAUGUAAAGCAUUUGGUAGAUACUUUUUUGUGUGUGUUUGGUUUUCACUCAGAAAUAGAACCGUACAGGUAAUACAUUCAUACUGCACACUCUUAUCUAGACCCUAAAAUGGUUAUUUGGCUAUCCCCAUAGGAGAACCCUUUGUAGAACAUGGAACCAUGGAACCCAAAAGGGUUCUACCUGGAACCCAAAAGGGUUCUACCUAGUACCAAUAAAGGGUUCUACAAAGGGUUUUCCUAUAUGGAUAGCCGAAGAACUAUUUUAGGUUCUGUAUAGGACCUUUUUUUCUAAGAUUGUACUCCAAUACACUUUUGACAUGAAAUCUGUGGAAUAACUCACAUACUAUUCUAUGGUUUUAGAUGAAGUGAAGAUACCUGCUUUUCAUAUCUUAGAGGAAUGAGAAAAACAGCUUUAUGAGCAAAAAAUAUACACGCAUUUGUGGUUGAAAAUCAGGAUGAAUAAGUAGAGAGGAACCUGAAAGACACAAAGGAAGUCCGGCUCACACUAGACUUCACUUCUGGUAAUCAUCACUGAUCUCAUCAUUUAACAGUAGUGGGACCAACUGGGUAACAAACCCUAGUGCAGUAGAUUCACUAAACAUAGAAACAAUAUGUAUUUUCAACAUCUUGUGCUCACUGUGAAUGGACAUGUUCAACUUUGUAUGGACUGUCACUUGUUGUUUAUCAUACAGUUAGCACCAUCUCGUGUUGGUUGUUGUAUACUGCACAAGAAAGUUACGGUAGACCACAUGUUUUAUUAUACAGUGCUGUCAUUAUUUAAGCAAGAAUGCAAUCUAUUUAUUCUAUGUAUGUGUACUGUACACAGACUUACUAUAAGAGUCAAAGCAGUAUAUAUUAUAAAUCCAUACUGGGAACUAUUUUCAGUGAAGCACACUUUUUAAUAUUCCUUAUUUACACAUCAUGGUAGAUAAUGGUUUGGUGAUGCAUUAGAAUAGAAUGCAUCGUAAUUUCAUGCGUCAUAAUGCUUUGCUUUAUGAGGUAAGCCUGAUAUCUUUAUAAGGAAAGAUUGGUUCCUGAAUUUGGACACAUGACUAUAACGUAUAAAAGCCACCCAUUCACAGAGAACCAACUGAUUAGGGGAACAUGAAUAUGUGCUGCAUUAUUCUGAAGAAAUAUCUGAACGUAACCAAUGAUGCGUCUAAACCCUGGAUGGCUCGUAGCCACAGGGGGCUCUGUAAUGAAGCCAAUGAGCAGCCAUCUUGGUACUCCUCCUCCAUUGUAAUGAAGCCAAUGCACAGCCAUCUUGGUACUCCUCCUCCAUUGUAAUGAAGCCAAUGCGCAGCCAUCUUGGUACUCCUCCUCCAUUGUAAUGAAGCCACCGCAUAGCCAUCUUGGUACUCCUCCUCCAUUGUAAAAAAUAUUUUGGAAGCUAUAAAAAUGCAUUUACUAAUGUCUACAUUAAUUUUUGACAUGUUUAUUCUAUUGCAGACACCAUACUUUUAAAUUAUAUUAUGUGAGCUAAACUUAAAAUGAAAAAAUAUGUCCUUAUCCUUGAAACAUUAAAUUGAAAUGCUGUAGAGUUCUACUCAUUUGGGCUCCCGAGUGGUGCAACAGUCUAAGGCACUGUAUCUCAGUGCUAGAGGUGUCACUACAGACCCUGGUUCGAUUCCAAGCUACAUCACAACCGACUGUGAUUGGGAGUCCCAUAGGGCGGUGCACAAUUGGCCCAGCGUCAUCCGGGUUUGGCCGGCGUAGGCAGUCAUUGUAAAUAAGAAUUUGUUCUUAACUGACUUGUCUAGUUCAAUAAAAAUAAAAAAAUAAAAUAAAAAUCCUAUGGAGGACUCCUACUGGGGAAUGACAAUAUGGCUUCCCGAAGGCUUCAAAGCCUCUCAAUGACCAAUGCAUAGCAUCAGCAAUCCAGGGUUUAUAUACAUCAUUGAAUGUAACCUACACUAUCCCUCUAACUGACCUUGUGCAUAUUGUGAUGACUAACAAUUUAUACAAUUAAUUAAAACAAAUUUUACACUAAUGUAAUUAUAUUUUUCUUGAUUUUGUCUUUUUUUUAAUCUAUUGUUUUCUUGCAACAGCUCUGGUGGACAUUCCAGUAGUUAGCGUGCCAAUUGCAAGCUCCCUCAAAAAUUGAUACAUCUGUAGCAUUGUGUUGUGUGACAAAACUGCACAUUUCCGAGUGGCCUUUUAUUGUCCCAAGCACAAGGUGCACCUAUGUAAUGAUCAGGCUGUUUAGUCAGCUUCUUGAUAUGCUACAACUGUCAUGUUGAUGGAUUAUCUUGGCAAAGGAGAAAUGCUCAAUAACAGGGAUGUAAACAAAUUUGAGAGAAAUGUGUUUUUUUUUGUGCAUAUGGAACAUUUCUGGAAUCUUUUAUUUCAGCUCAUGAAACAUGGGACCAAGACUUUACAUGUUGUGUUUAUAUUUUUGUUCAGUAUAUAUUACAGAGGGUAAGGAGUAUCACUACAGGAUUAUAUCUACAGUGCCUUCGGACAGUAUUCACAGCCUUCAGCCCAUUACUUUUUCCACAUUUUAGCGUGUUACAGCCUGAAUGUAAAAUUUGAUUGAAUUGAGAUUUUUGUUGGUUGUCAUUGGCCUACACACAAUACCCCAUAUUGUCAAAGUGGAAUCAUGUUUUUCAAAAUUGUUACAAAUUAAUAAAACAUAAAAAGCUGAAAUGUC